This is a messenger RNA of Chanos chanos (milkfish), 723 nucleotides long. RefSeq names its product goosecoid (gene gsc). Gene Ontology annotation, cellular component: nucleus. Gene Ontology annotation, molecular function: DNA-binding transcription factor activity, RNA polymerase II-specific; RNA polymerase II cis-regulatory region sequence-specific DNA binding. Lineage: Eukaryota; Metazoa; Chordata; Actinopteri; Gonorynchiformes; Chanidae. The coding region runs from base 1 to 723 and encodes 240 amino acids. Gene Ontology annotation, biological process: regulation of transcription by RNA polymerase II. The transcript is spliced from 3 exons. The record is from RefSeq and is a predicted model, not a curated record.
AUGCCCGCUGGGAUGUUUAGCAUUGACAGCAUCUUGGCCGGCAGACCUAGUUGUAAGGACUCAGUUUUGCUGCAUCGGAAUGCUCCGGUUGUGUUCUCUAAUUUGACGGACUCUCUGUACGCACCCGCAGAUUAUAAUGGACUCUAUUCUCACACGGCACCCUCGGCACCAAAUUUACAGUCGGUGAACGGAACCAGAAUAGGCUAUAACAACUACUACUACGGACAGCUUCAUGUUCAAGGGCCAGCAGGUCCAGCCUGUUGUGGCGCAAUACCAACUCUCGGCUCGCAGCAGUGUCCAUGCAUUCCAACAGGCUAUGACAGUACUGGAUCGGUGCUUAUUUCUCCAGUGCCCCAUCAAAUGAUGUCGUACAUGAACGUUGGCACAUUGUCCCGGACUGAGCUCCAGUUACUGAACCAGUUACACUGCAGACGUAAGAGGAGGCAUCGCACGAUUUUCACAGAUGAACAGCUAGAGGCACUGGAGAAUCUUUUCCAGGAAACCAAAUACCCAGACGUUGGCACCAGGGAACAGUUAGCGCGAAAGGUGCAUCUACGUGAGGAGAAAGUCGAGGUAUGGUUCAAAAACAGACGAGCAAAAUGGAGAAGACAGAAAAGGUCGUCCUCUGAAGAAUCAGAGAACUCACAGAAAUGGAACAAAUCAACGAAAACAGCAACAGAGAAAACCGAGGAAGGCAAAAGUGAUGUGGAUUCAGACAGCUGA